Molecule: messenger RNA, 522 nt
Organism: Bactrocera oleae (olive fruit fly)
Lineage: Eukaryota; Metazoa; Arthropoda; Insecta; Diptera; Tephritidae
Source: RefSeq, a predicted model, not a curated record
CCCCCCUCCACCACCGCCACCUCUUUUACAAACUGAAUAUAUACCUCAAGGCUCUGGAGUGGACGUAACUUCUACUAUAAAUGGGGACGUUAAUAAUAGAAUUACUGAAGAGACAGUUGAUAAGAAAAAGCACUUGCCCCCAUUUUACGAUUCCCGGACCGAUCUUAUGAAAGCAAUUCGGGAUGGUAUUACUCUUAGGAAAGUGGAGAAAUGUGAGCAAAAGGAAAUCGAAAGGAACACGGCCUUACAUGAUGUAGCUUCUAUUUUGGCUAGACGAGUUGCCAUUGAACUUUCCGAAUCGGAGGAAUCAGAUUCUGAUGAUGAUAGUGAAGGAUGGAUGGAAUCAACGGAAAACUCAGCAUAACUUUUUAUAUUACAUUGAUCAGUGUAAUCAGAAUAGCACAAAGGCAAUUAAAUUUGAGAGUAAUCUAUGUGCUCCAUUUAGUAAUUAUUCGUAUAUGUAAUUUCCAUUAUAAAAGAUUUUCGGUAAAUUAAACGUCAAAAAUUUCAUCAAUGAAAAAA